AUGGCAGACCAAUUAAAGGACCCAUUGCCGACCGUCAUCGAGGACUUUGGCAAUGACGAGCGCAUAUCCUUCUCCAAGCUUGACAACAAGUACCUGGCUGUCCUCGACGACGGCACCGAGCUCGAGUUCGACCCAGCAACGUCUACCUGGGCUGAGGCAGCAGAUGCACCCCUGGAGCCGAUUGAUGACGAUGACGAGACCGCAGCACAACUAGCAGACCUGUCCAGAGCUGGCGCUGGCCCAGGCUACAUCAACGGCGCCGAACCACAACAGACCAACUCCAGGAAACGCAAAGAUUCACCCACGUCAGCAGAAGCCGGAGGUAUGGACGCUGCACAAGGCGGGGGCGGCGACAACAACGGCAACGGCAACGGAAAAGCCCGUCCUGCGAAGAAGGCCAAGCCGGCGCGCGCACCGCCGCCGCCGCGCCAGAACACGGCUGUCUACGUCACAGGGCUGCCGGCCGAUGCGACGGUUGACGAGGUGCACGAGCUGUUCUCGCGCAAGGCAGGCGUGAUCGCCGAGGAGAUUGACAGCGGCCGGCCGCGCAUCAAGAUGUACACGGACGAGAAGGGCAACUUCAAGGGCGACGCACUCGUCGUCUUCUUCAAGCCGCAGAGCGUCGAGAUGGCCAUUAUGCUGCUGGACGACACGGAGUUCCGCUUCGCUCCCGGCACGGGCGAGACGCCGAGGAUGCGCGUCCAGGCUGCAGACUCGAGCUACAAGAAGGUCAAAUACGACGAGAACGGGGCAGACGGGGCCAGCGGGACAGGGGGUAACGGUGGUGAUAAUGGGGAGGGAGCGUCAGCCCAGCCGAAGAGGGAACGGAACGACAGAGACCGGCAAAAGAUCAUCCGCAAGACGCAGAAGAUGGCCGCGAAGCUCGCGGACUGGAGCGACGACGACACGGCUGCGAUACCCACGGAGACCAACUCCAAGUGGGACAAGACGGUGAUACUCAAGCACAUGUUUACGCUGGCGGAGCUCGAGGAGGACCCGGCGGCGCUGCUGGAGAUCAAGGAGGACAUCCGCGAGGAGUGCGCCAAGCUGGGAAAUGUCACCAACGUGGUGCUGUACGACGAGGAGCCGGACGGCGUGGUGUCCGUCAAGUUCUCCCAGCCGCAGUCCGCGCAGGCGUGUAUCCAGCUCAUGAACGGGCGCAGCUUUGACGGACGGGUCGUGGAGGCGUCCGUAGCGACGGGGCGGGAGCGGUUCAGGAAGUCGAAGCAGGGGCAGGCGAGCGACAGCGAGUGA
Molecule: messenger RNA, 1254 nt
Organism: Colletotrichum spaethianum
Lineage: Eukaryota; Fungi; Ascomycota; Sordariomycetes; Glomerellales; Glomerellaceae
Product: spore development regulator VOSA
Exons: 1
Coding region: 1-1254 (417 amino acids)
Biological process (GO): mRNA splicing, via spliceosome
Cellular component (GO): U2-type spliceosomal complex; U2 snRNP
Molecular function (GO): RNA binding
Source: RefSeq, a predicted model, not a curated record